AUGCCGGUAUUUAGGAGGGCAUACCAUAAGGGCCUGACCACAAAUAAAGUAUACCAUAGAGGUAUGAACACCGAUACAAUGUACCACAUAGUCCUGACCACAAAUACAAGAUACCACAGAGUACUGACACCACAGAGUCAUGACCACAAAUACAAGAUACCACAGAGUACUGACCACAAAUACAAGACACCACAGGGGCCUGACCACAAAUACAAGACACCACAGGGGCCUGACCACAAAUACAAGACACCACAGGGGCAUGACCACAAAUACAAGACACCACAGGGGCCUGACCACAAAUACAAGACACCACAGGGGCCUGACCACAAAUACAAGACACCACAGGGGCCUGACAAAAAUUACAAGACACCACAAGGGCCUGAGCACAAAUACAAGACAUCACAGGGGCCUGACCACAAAUACAAGACACCACAUGGGCCUGAGCACAAAUUCCAGACACCACAGGGGCCUAAUCACAAAUACCAGACAACACAGGGGCCUGACCACAAAUACAAGACACCACAGGGGCCUGACCACAAAUACAAGACACCACAGGGGCAUGAGCACAAAUACAAGACACCACUUGGGCCUAAGCACAAAUACCAUACAACACAGGGGCCUAAUCACAAAUACAAGACACCACAGGGUCCUUAG
This is a messenger RNA of Ylistrum balloti, 654 nucleotides long. RefSeq lists its product as uncharacterized. The record is from RefSeq and is a predicted model, not a curated record. Lineage: Eukaryota; Metazoa; Mollusca; Bivalvia; Pectinida; Pectinidae. The coding region runs from base 1 to 654 and encodes 217 amino acids. The transcript has a single exon.